GGCGAAGGGGAAAGAAGCGGGGCGGGGCAGGGAAAGGAGGAAGGCGCGGCUGCACCUUUUAAGCCUUAUUCCGAGGCCGGCUGUUCAAGCCGUUAGUCGGGCUGCAAAGACGCGCGGUUGAGUCGGGGCUUGAAACGGGAGGCGCGCGGACCAAUCGGGGAGGCAGGGAGAAAUUACCUGACUGGCGGGCCGCUUCCCUCUUUUUUUGCCGCCGGGACAGACGGGGUGGCGCUUGGAAGGAGCGGGGCUCCUCCGCCCACCGAGCCCAAGGAGACCGCUUGGGGGCGGGGAAGCAAUUUUAGCCUCUCCGCUUGGGGACUAGCGCCGUUGUGCUCGUUUGCUAGUUGAAGAUGACGCUCGCUCCCAAAAGUGAGCGGAUGUCCGGUCAUUAUCUCUUCCUGGAACUUAUCAUGAGAAGAUUACUCACUUAGGAAACUCCCUGAAACAUUUUAUUAAUCUAAAGUCUCUUGAUCUUUCACGCAAUGCAUUGACUGUCCUGGAGGGUCUUCAGCAUCUCACGUGCUUAGAAAAACUCAAUCUCUACUUCAAUUGCAUUUCCUCACUAUCGGAAGUGUUUCGACUCCACAGCUUGAUGACACUCAAGGAUGUAGACCUUAGACUAAAUCCUGUUGUUAAAAAUGAAUCAGAUUAUCGUCUUUUUGUUGUGCACAUGCUCCCUAAUCUCAGACAACUGGAUAAUCGUCCUGUGAGAGACAGUGAGCGGAAAGCAUCUCUUUUGCAUUUCACCACAGAUCAUGCUUAUGAAUUAAAGAAUUCUUCAGUUAUACCAAAAGGGACUGAAACGGGAAGAUGCAUCCAGCCAAGGGCUGAGUAUAUUAACUCCAUGUCAAGGAAGUGCUCAGUGAUGGAUGAAGAUGAUGAAUCAGUCCUAAAUCUCAUUGCAAAGUGUGAAUGGGACUUAAGGAAUCCUCUAGGAGUAACUGGAUCAACUAAAAGGGACCCUGCUGUUGAAUUUCACAAUUUAAGUCGUACUUGCAAAAUGGAAGAUAAUCCUGGCAGGUGUAGAAAGCUAGAGACACAGUUUGCCGCCUUGCAGAAAUUGAAACAAGAAAAUUUGUCCAAGGAUGCUUGUGCAGAUACAUACCUGUUGUUGAAAGCCCCAGAAACUGAUAAAGAAUGUAAGAACUUUCCUAAAUCACCAGCUUUACUAGUCGUUCACCAUGGCAUUGGCCAAGGGCGUGAGAAAAGGAAGAGCGACAUCAAAAUUAAAUUUUUAGACCCUAAAAUGCAAGAACUGUCCAAGAGAGACCCUAAUUUGAUGUUCCAUGAUGAGGCUGAAGCAUAUGAAAAAAUUGCAACCAGUGCUCAUUUUACACCCCAUCCAGCCUCACCAGUGGAUAAACCAUUGGUGCCUUCUGUGAAGACAAUGGGACAUGAUCAGAAGGGACAUGGACCUGAAAAGCAGAGGCUAAGUAGCAAAGAUGAGCCUCACAGGGCAACACAGGUGACAAAAAAAGUACUAUAUGAAGCAACACCUAUAGAUCAUCUUCUGGACUUGGUUGACAAAUACUGGAAUGGCUACAGAUCGCUUCAUUGCAACAAAGCAUUUCUAUCUCAGGCAGAAGCUGUUUUGUCUGCAAUUCAGAAAUCUGUGCCAACAGAUCAACAGAAAGAUUCCCCUUUGCAUCAAGAACUGAAUAACCUUCUCUUGGAGAAAAAGGUUUUACAGGCGCAACUAUCUGAGCAAGCUGAGAAGUACAGUGCCAAGAUUAACAGUCUGGUGUCAGAACUGGAUAGUACUAAGAAAGAUAUGGAUGUACUGAGGCAGCAUUUAGAUAGAUUAUUGGAAGAAAAUGCAGUUCUGAAAGCUUAUCAUUCUAAGGCGGAACAAAAUGGCCAGAAUGCAGCACAGCCAAAAAUCAUUGAGCUUCAAAAUCAGAACCAGCUGUUAACCAACACAAACCUUAAUUUGGAACAGCGUCUCCAGCACUUUGACAAGAUGCAAGAGCUCACAGCAAUGCUACAGGAAAGCCAUAGGACGUUGGUUUCUACCAAUCAGCAUCUUUUACAAGAACUGGAUGAGACACAUUCCCGACAUAAGGCUGAGGUAGAGCAGCUACACUGGAACUACGCUCAAUUAAAGAAGAUAACUGACACACUUCCUUCCUCCUAGCAACAAGGACAACAACAGGUGUUCAUAACAGUGAAAAAAUCUCACUGUCAAUAACUGAUAAGGGGUGAUUAACCUCUGAGGUUCUUCACCAACAUGAACAAAUCAACUUUUAAUACUGUGGAUGUCUUUUGUUGUAUACUUCUUCCCUCCCCUAGGUUUAUGAAUAUGGUUUAAGUGAUUUUUAAUACUGUGUGGAAUGAUGGCAACUGAUAAGGAGAGCUGAAAGUUAAACAAGCACAAAAUGAUCUUUUCUACUGUGAUUUUUACUAGGGAUGUGCAGAACAUUCAGCGCUUGGAACGGGCCAUUUCAAGUGCUCCAAGCUCAGAUCGUUCUGAGCACCAUUUUGGAUUGCAAAAUGGCACUCUUUUAGCCGCUGCGUACAUGCAACAGCCAUUUGCAUGGUCAGCACCACCAUACAAAUAGGUGCCAUCUGUGCACAGAGACCAGAAGAGCGCCAUUUGCAAUCCAAAAUGGCAUUCUGAACAUUCAAAGUCUGAAUAGGGUCGUUCCCUCGGAAUCUUCUGGGGAUUUUGCAUUCUGAGCUUGGAAUGGAACGCUAAAUCCGUUUCAUGCACAUCCCUAAUUUUGACCCUCAUUUUAAUUUAAAAACUACUUUUUCGAAUCUAGACCAUGGUGGUCACUGACCAAAUUGCACUUACAAAGCUCUGUAGCUCUUAGGAAUAACUGACUGAAUUAUGGCACGCAGACAUGCCACUACAACCCGUGUUACAAAAUUUAACAAUAAAUGUGACUUAAGAGCAAUGAGAGGUUUUAAUACAUUUUCAGGUGCUUAAAGUUAUUUUUGCUUGUUUCUUCACUUUUCCUGUUCCUGAGCAUGUGAAAAGCAACAAGUAUUGACAAUGCAUUUAUCUUUGGCAUAUGUGCAUAGGAACUGCUAUUUUCAUAUUCCAUGAAAUGGGAUGCAAUUGAGUGUUGUUUCAGCAAUAUGUUCUCCAUAUUUUAAUUGGUACUAGUUGAAUUGUACUCAUUUUGACUGCUUGCUUAAUUACAAUUCCUCUGACUGUU
Molecule: messenger RNA, 3161 nt
Organism: Hemicordylus capensis (graceful crag lizard)
Lineage: Eukaryota; Metazoa; Chordata; Lepidosauria; Squamata; Cordylidae
Gene: CEP72
Product: centrosomal protein 72
Exons: 14
Coding region: 593-2134 (513 amino acids)
Molecular function (GO): protein binding
Source: RefSeq, a predicted model, not a curated record